AUGAUUGGCUACCGCAGAGGCUCCACAGGGUUGAAAACGUUGAUGUGGGAGACUUGUGUGUAUGGUGCCAUUCCCGCCACGACCCCAUUCUACCCAAUUCUCGCUAUGGUGAACUGGAACGAUCCUGACCUCGAAGCAAAAUUAGGGACACUUUCAGCACAGUUGUUGUAUGCUAUCCUUGGCUUAUACGGUCCGCUUCUGUGUCUGCAGCUGGGAAUAUAUACGCUCUUCACAUGUGGAGAUAGCACUACUUCAGAGGCAGCUUCCAUUUCGAUGGCCUUUGUGCAGUACAAUUCAGUCCCUUUCACACAAUCGUUGAUUGUCAAAGGGGCUCACCUCGAUUUUACGCAUGAAUUUAAUCACCAUAGUGAGCACGGGAACUGCGAGGUUGCUGGUUUACCACCAUAUUACCUAGUCUGCGACAAACGUCGCCAUCGGUUGCUCCACAACAAAUCUGAUGAUCAGAACGUGGCUUAUCUGGAAAACCAGUUACCUGCUGCGCCUCUUGCUAGUCCUCUUCUCACUGGGUCAUUGGACAAUGCUCACUCUUUAAGCGGGAUGUGCAUGAUCAGCUUUGUCAAACCUGCAUAUACUAGUGCGGUGAUCAUAUAUGGUACGCAUGUCGCAUUUGUGAUCGAUGGAUACAUGUUAAUCAGUACCUCUCAUUGGACUUUUGAGGACGCCAUCAUUUUCUACGCUGUGGAAGAUGCUCCUGAAACAAGGGGUGAUAUAUUUCAUCCUCAAUUUGGCAGCAAACCUUACCCUACUGACUUCACGAUUCCCGUUUCUUCACCGAUAUCUCUCAACUCGCCAUAUGCUCCCUAUUCUUGUUCCGGCCUAGUCAAGUACUCGAAAACUGAAUUCCCCGCUCCAAGACUGUUUCGCUGCAUUGCAAACGCAUACUCACUCUGUAUCGUCAGCUAUCAUGGAUUCUAUUUUCUCAAUGCCUGUACGAUUGCAUCUAGCCAAGUGGUCCUUGCGCUCCUCUGUCCUUCGACCACUUUCGAAAGGUCUUUCUUUUUUUCUUCUUCAUUUGGUAAAAUUCUUUGUCUGAGAUGCGUGUACCGCGGUUUACUUUUUAUGAAAGGAUUCAUAUUUCGGCUUCAACCCGCGGCAGUGAAAAAUGCAGUAACAGUCAAGCGUUUAAUCACAAUAUUUGCCCAGCUUUUUUCUUAUCUGAAAAUAUGUCCGAGUCACCCACAACGGAGGAGUAUGUCAACACUCUCGACAAGCUUAAUAUUCUUCUCACCAACGUACGGAAAACAUCAGAAUAAGGAUUAUGUGCUGUCAAACUACCGUCCAGUCGUCAAGUUCCGGAACAUCGAAGAGAGCGUGCUUCAGGCUGUCCAAACUGGCAGCGCAGAUGAUGUGUCAGUCACAGACAUUGACGGAAUAGCAGAUUCGGAUGAUGAAGAUGGAGCUGAGGACGAGCUGUUGGAAUCGGAGAUAGACGGACGCCAGCCUGCUCAAGCUGUUGCCUUCGAGAUUCAUCCUGACAUUGAUAUCAACUCGAAGGCAUUGAAGGAUAUGGUCUCUACUGACCCAGUUUCCGUAGUUUCCACUGUGGACCUAUCAUUCGUGUUGUCUCCGCAGGCUGCCACGAUGGUGACCGACGACGGAGAUGCAGAUUGGAAUUAUUAG
Molecule: messenger RNA, 1641 nt
Organism: Suillus discolor
Lineage: Eukaryota; Fungi; Basidiomycota; Agaricomycetes; Boletales; Suillaceae
Exons: 16
Coding region: 1-1641 (546 amino acids)
Source: RefSeq, a predicted model, not a curated record